CAUCGAAAUGCUGCAGUUAGUGACCUGGAGCUCAAAUUUUUCCUGGGUUGCACACUCAACAGGUUGACCCGAGGCGAUUGAUGCUGUUUGGUUGAGUUACAACCGAGGAAUACAAGCACAGAGAAGAUGGUGUAUUAUUUCACAUCAAAGGUCGUUGAACCUUCCGCGUUCAUCUACGUCGGCAAGGACAAAUUCGAGAAUGAGGAUCUCAUAAAACAUGGGUUGGAGAAGGAUGUUUGGUUCCACGUCGACAACUUAUCCAGUGCCCACGUCUACCUCCGCAUGCGCGAAGGGGAGACAUGGGAUAAUAUCCCGGAGCCGCUGCUAGAGGAUUGCGCUCAAUUGACCAAAGCGAAUUCCAUAGACGGCAACAAACGCGAUAACAUCACAAUCAUCUAUACGCCAUGGUCGAAUCUCAAGAAGGACGGCUCCAUGGCGACUGGACAGGUCUCAUUCCAUAACCAGAAGCUGGUCAAAAAGGUCCUUGUCCAGGAACGAGAGAACGCCAUCGUCAACAGACUUAACAAGACCCGAGACGAGAAGUUCCCGGACCUCAAGGCGGAGAAAGAAGAGUAUCUGGCGAAGAAGCGGAAAGACGAGAGGAAGACGAGGGAUCAGCAGAUGGCUAGGGAGAAGCAGGAAAAGAGAGAACGGCAGCAACUGAAGUGGCAGAAGGACCACGCCUAUGAUGAUCUGAUGACUGAGGAGAAUCUCGAAGCAAGUAGCAACCAAGACCGGGAUCCUGAUUUCCUCGACGAUUUCAUGUGAUGUCCCCCGUGGAAAGCUUCGGUCUGCUUUGCUACUGCAAGAAAUUACCAUGGUAUAUGGUUGUCAGCAAUACGCGGCAGGACGAGUGUGACAUUUCAUCGUUGACUUGACGGAUGAGGUCAGUCACAUUCAAGCGGUGAAAAGCUGAUAGUGCUCCCGACGUUCUACAAUUAAGUAAU
This is a messenger RNA of Aspergillus campestris IBT 28561, 947 nucleotides long. Its product is annotated as putative DUF814 domain protein. The transcript is spliced from 4 exons. Bases 127 to 768 code for a protein of 213 amino acids. The record is from RefSeq and is a predicted model, not a curated record. NCBI's taxonomy places the organism in Eukaryota, Fungi, Ascomycota, Eurotiomycetes, Eurotiales, Aspergillaceae.